Molecule: messenger RNA, 891 nt
Organism: Papaver somniferum (opium poppy)
Lineage: Eukaryota; Viridiplantae; Streptophyta; Magnoliopsida; Ranunculales; Papaveraceae
Product: ethylene-responsive transcription factor ERF021-like
Exons: 1
Coding region: 1-891 (296 amino acids)
Biological process (GO): regulation of DNA-templated transcription
Molecular function (GO): DNA binding; DNA-binding transcription factor activity
Source: RefSeq, a predicted model, not a curated record
AUGGUGAACAAGAGUAGCAGUGGCAGGAAGAGUAGUAGUGGCAGGAAUGGUGGCGGCGGCCGCAAUGAUUAUAAAGGAGUGAGAAUGAGGAAAUGGGGGAAAUGGGUAUCUGAGAUAAGAAUACCAAAGACUAGAGAAAGGAUUUGGUUAGGCUCAUUUGAGACGGCUGAGAAAGCUGCCAGAGCAUAUGAUGCUGCUGUCUUUUGCUUUAGAGGAGGUGGUGCUGGAGGACAUUAUAGCCUCAAUUUUCCGCAAAAUCGAUCAGCGUUAGAGACAUUCUUGUUGUCAACUUCAAAUUUUUGUUCACCACCAGCAUUGAAUCAUCGUAAUCCACCGCAACAACCAAGUCAUAUGACACGAUCACAAAUCAUACUUGCAGCUUCAAAAUAUGCAAAUUGUACCCAUGAUAAUGUCGCACCAUUGGAAAUGGCAGCGUUACCAACUAAUUCACUUGAUGUGUCUUCCACAUUGCCUGCAGCAGAGGCGAAUUUGGCAUCACAAACUGGAUCACCAGCUAUGUCUUCUGAAUUUCUAGUACCAAAUGCGAAUUUCCCGACUGAUUCACUAGCUAUGUCUGCUGCAUUGCCCGUAGAGAUUACGGAUUGGAUGAAUUCGUGGUGGGCAGAUAAAUUGAUAGCGUCGUCAUCUACAGAACCGUCGACGGUUGACAAACAGAGUUUAAGUAGCAGCCAUAGUAAUGAUGGCUUGAAUUCUAAUCAUUUUUACGGUCUCGCAGAGAAUCUCUAUUCACCGAUGGUUGAAGUAACUGAUUGGGACCAAGGUGUAGUAGGAAUGCUCGAAGAUGCUAUUGCGCCUGACAGUACUAGUGGUGGUGGCAGCUGCGACGCAUUCUAUCAGCUGGAUGAUCCAUAUUUUUGUUGGACAUACUGA